CGGCAGGCGAGGUGAAGGCUCAGUGUUGCAGCGGCUGACCUGUUGCUGUGACGGUCGCUCACACUCGUCUCACUCUCACCGCCUCAGUCACGCAUCCGACCCUGGCGCUAACCCUCCCCGGCCGCGAUGUGUCCCGCCACAAACGUAACUGACCAUUCCGCGGUCUGAAGCGUCUGUCUCUCCAGCACGGAAUACGAUGCGGGAAUGAGGCCACGUGGAGCACGCACGCUGUCUUAUUCAUUGCAGGACUUUCGUUAACUUACUUUUAAUGUUUUUUAACACAAACAUCUUAUUGUAAACCACCUGCAAAGUGGUGGUAAGAUUCAGUUGCUAUGAUGGUCGAUGAAACAAUCGCUGACAAGUGAGUGAGGAGUCUGCAGUGAGGCUCCCAGACAAACCAUCACCUGCAGCGUCGCUCCUGACCUUCGGAGUGUCGGCGGCAGCAGCAGCUAACACUCCUUACAUCCACCGCGCGACGGGAGCGAACCAUGACUACAAACUUUCACUGAGGCGGUGUAGUAGUAGAGAAACCCAGAUAAAAGUCAGUAUUAGCUGGAAAAUAUGUGCAGUGAGAAAGGUGUAUGCGUGAUAAAGUAACGCCGUAAAUUACCCGGCGCUGCGACGAAGGUGACGGUGAUGAGGAGCAGCGCAACGUGAAGCGACACUUACCUCGCCCCGUCCAGUGCCCGUCACUCUUGUGCCUGUCUGCAGCUGGCUGGCCUCGCUAUGUCCGCGGCGGAGGCAAUCAGAUCAACGCCAAACUGUGGAAAGGAAAUGACCACCAAUUAAGAGAGCAAACUCGGCUGCACCACACCCACGCCCUACCAUAACAGCUCGCCAGCCACGCCCAUCCUCGCGUGCAGCUCAGGAUGUAGACGCUGAAAUAAUGAAAAUGCCUUGAGAUCAGUUACACGUGUUGAGUGUUAUAGAAUAGAAAAUCGAUACGAAAAGAUAAAGAAAAUGGGGUUCGGAGUGUCAAAGUGCAUUUGUGCCGAGGUGGGUUCAGACAAGGAGGCGCUGGACGGCGGUGAGCAGAAGAGGAGUAAGUUUGGAUUCUCACCGCACAAGAAGCACCACACCCCAUCAAUGAGCAAAGUAGAGCGAGCCCUGAAAGCGGCGCUCCUCAUCCAGCGUUGGUACAGGAGGUACUGCGCCAGACUGGAGAUCCGGCGGCGCUACACGUGGACCAUCUUUCAGUCCAUCGAGUAUGCAGGGGAACAGGACCAGAUGAAGCUGUACAACUUCUUCAACGCGCUGCUGACACACAUGGCCAACGGCAAGAUGACGGAGGUAAUGGAGGCCCUCUCGCCCCGCGCCUCGCCGACCACAGACGACGACGAGGAUGAGAUUACUACCAAGAGACUACUGGAGGAGGCGUGGACGGAGGAGGUGCCGGUGGAGGGGAGCUACAAGGGCCCGCGCCUCACUACACCCCUCACCACAGACUCCAUCCACCUGCUCAUCGAGGCAUUCAAGAAGAAGAAGCAGCAGACUCUCCACGCUCGCUACGUGUACCUGCUGUUGCGUGAGGGCGUGCGUGUGUUGCGGCAGCGAGCCACCAUCAUGCACGCCUCCACCGCCAUCUCCGGCCAGAUCACCGUCAUUGGGGACCUGCACGGCAAACUGGACGACCUGCUAACCCUGUUGUACAAGAACGGCCUCCCCUCCACGGACAACCCUUACGUCUUCAAUGGUGACUUCGUGGACCGGGGACGCAAAUCAAUAGAAGUCUUGCUCCUCCUCCUCGCACUCGUCAUCGUUUUUCCCGCCGAAGUUUAUCUGAACCGAGGCAACCACGAGGAUAUGGUAAUGAACGCCAGGUACGGCUUCUGCAAGGAGGUCAGCAAGAAGUACAAGGCCCCGCACGGUCCUCGGAUCCUGCGGCUGCUGGAGGAGGUGUACCGCUGGCUACCGCUCGCAACCGUCAUCGACCACAAGGUGAUGGUAGUGCACGGCGGCAUCUCCCUCGACACGGACCUCAGAUCACUCGCCACGGCAGACAGGAGCAAGUACACCAGUGUGCUGAGGGCGCCGGCGGGCGGGUUGGCCGAGGACGAGUAUUCCCUGGAAGAGGAGGUGGAGGGAGAGUCUGACGCCUGCAGAGAGGUGCGACUCCUCUCAGCCACCUACGAAUGGAAACAGGUGCUGGACUUGCUGUGGAGUGACCCGCAUACCCACCCAGGCUGCAGACCCAACUCCUUCAGGGGCGGCGGCAGCUACUUCGGACCUGACGUGACCAAGGAAUUCCUGGAUAGACACGGCUUGGUCCUCCUCAUCCGAUCCCACGAGUGCAAACCUGAAGGCUACGAGUUUACUCAUGACGGCAGGUGUCUCACCAUCUUCUCCGCCUCGAACUACUACGAGUCUGGCAGCAACCGAGGCGCCUACGUGAAGCUGCAGGGCCCCAACCUGACGCCCCACUUCGUACAGUACACCGCUGACCUCAGGACAAGGAAACUUACCAUCCGGGAGCGCGUGGGUCGCAUGGAGACGUCUGCCUUCAGGGACCUCCGCGGCCAGAUCCUUGCCUCCAGAACCAAGCUCCUUGAGGCCUUUGAGACGCGGGACAAAGAAAACACAGGGCAUCUGAGCGUGGCCGACUGGGUGGACGUGAUGGAGAAAGAGUGCCACCUCAACCUACCUUGGCGAGUGCUUAAAGACAAGCUGGUCACCCUCCACCCUACCACCGGCGAGGUCAACUACCGCAGCUCCUUCAGUGAUGACCUGUUAAAGAACGACCUGACAGUGAAGGGUGGACCGACGCUGGUGGAGGCGUUGUACAGACACAAGAGCAGUCUGGAGACUAUCUUCAGGCUCAUCGACAAGGACAAUUCAGGCUACAUCAGCAUGGAGGAGUUCAGCGAGACGUGUGAGCUGCUGAGUCGCCACAUCGACGUGCCCAUCCCCAAGAAGGAGAUCACGGACCUGGCUCGCUGCAUCGACAUCAACAAGGACGGAUACAUCGACUUCAACGAGUUCCUGGAGUGUUUCCGUAUCGUCCAGUCAACCAAGCGGCACCCUGAGGAGGACUACGACGGCGACGACGACAACGAUGACGACGACGAUGACUACGACGAGGACAGGGACGAGGGACAGAACGGCGGAAUGAACCACCCCGCCAGGGACACGCACCUGUAACUCCUGCCUCCCUCUCCACUAGUCUCGUGCUCUACCUAAUGUUACCAGUGCUAUGGCCAGCCUGCACCCAAUGGUGGCGUGUGUGUGUGUGUGUGUGUGUGUGUGUGUGUGUGUGUGUGUGUGUGUGUGUGUGUGUGUCGCCAGGGCAUUAAUGUAACAGAGGGCAGUCUGCCGCCCUCCUGCUGCGUUGUCUGGCUGAGGCCACCAAGCGUGCAGUGCUGGCGGGCUGGUAAACAUACACUGGGACCCGCAAGUCUCAGCACCAUUCCCCAUAAUGCACUAGCAUAAUACAAAGUGAUAAUACUGUUCAGCAUUACUUUACUCUAGAUAUUGUUUCUUACUGUAAUUUUAGUGUUCUUGGUAAGACAAUGUUACGCGCGUGUUUAAUAAUGCCAAAGACUAUUUUAUGAUUUCCGCUGCACAUCCACCACCUCCUUCCUGACGGUCACAGCACGUGAGCUUCCGUCUCGCGUAGCUGUGUGUGUGCGAGUGAGCCUGAGGAACACAACCACGCCGACGUUCGGGGAGAGAAAACAUUUUGUGUUUCUAAGCAUCGUCUCCGGGCACAAGACAGCUCGUGGAGCGCCCUGCUGUUACGAAGUGCCAAACUUACACCAGCUAUUACAUCCUGCAGCACUCCAGCACGAAGCGGGGCGAGAGACUCAGCUCGAGGCUCCUGAGGUCCCCACUACUGACUCACACCUCACCACACCUCCACAGGCUGCAACGUCAGGCUAUCAAAGGCAAGGCUUCAUCCACCCAUGAAUUAAACCACAGCUUAAACACUCCAGCACAGUAAAGUGAAGGGGCAGGGUGACGCGCAGGGAGAAGCAGGUGACGCUAUUCUCCGUCGCGUUGCGCUGCUGCACGGGGACGUUGGAUCACAUAAAUGGAGGUAAGGCUCAGGAGGGAUUCAUGACCUGUCCUGAUAUAGCGUGUCUCCUGCCCGCCGCCCAUGCAGGAGGCUAUCUCAUGGUGCCCACGCUGCACACACAUGCAUACUUUACAUCAGGCGAUGGGAGAUAGCAGCAGUGCACAUCAAGAGUGCUGUCUCCGCCAUCCUGAAGCACACCCUGAGUAGUGCUGUCCUGGCGACAGCACACCCAUAGUGGUGGUGGUGCAGCGUAGCGCGGCGUGGCACAGCCUGCCACUGCAGCUGCAGGAAACGUCUUCUUUGGGGGAUAAGGAUCGCCCCCACAUUCCUCGUUCAAAUGAUGUAAACUCGUAAACACCAAGAAGGUCCACGAGAACGCCUGCAUCAUGUUGUUCAGUGCCGUAUUAUCUUUACUUCCUAGUUCUCCUAAACAGAGGGUGGCCGCGGAGGGGAAUCCGUGCACCUCCAGCUGCCCUGCAACCACUCGUUUUCUCAUUCAUGAUGAUAAUAAAGAGUGAAUAAAGUUAGGUUCAUGCAUUGUUCUGAGCACCUGGACGCCUUCCCUCCACCCUUGAUAAUUUGAGCCGCCACCGCCUGCAGGGUCCCUCGCUCGAGUCAUUCCUCUUGGCACAAUUCACAAGGCCCAUCUCACCUGGCCCCCGCAGCGCACCACCCAAGCCCUGCCUCGCCCGCCGCUCGCAGCCACGACGCACUAGUAAUCAAACACGCAACUCCUUCCUCAAGUACAAUGCAAUGUUUUGUUGACAGAGAUUUCUUAUCUUUCCUCCCUGCCUCCCUCCUUCCUUCCCUCCCGCCCUCCCUAUCCAUCGCUGCCCACAUCCAGUCAAGCCCUACGACGCAGUUCGCUUCGUCACAAGGGCUUCCUUUUUUUCUUUUUCUUUUUUUUUUUUUUUGUUUCCUCUUCAUCUCUUCGUUGCAUUAAUCAAAUCAUAGACGAAAUUAUCUAGAAAUUUUAUCCGGCAGGGUCGGAAACUUUAUAUGAUGGUAUAUUAACGAUGCUGUACAAUUACAUCUUAUAGUAUGGCUGGCCGCUGUGGUUUUAUUCUUCCUAUUGUAUCCGAAAUC
This is a messenger RNA of Portunus trituberculatus (swimming crab), 5098 nucleotides long. It is a transcript of the gene rdgC, whose product is annotated as serine/threonine-protein phosphatase with EF-hands 2-like. Gene Ontology annotation, biological process: detection of stimulus involved in sensory perception. Gene Ontology annotation, cellular component: cytosol; nucleus. The record is from RefSeq and is a predicted model, not a curated record. The transcript is spliced from 16 exons. Bases 961 to 3138 code for a protein of 725 amino acids. Gene Ontology annotation, molecular function: manganese ion binding; protein serine/threonine phosphatase activity; iron ion binding. NCBI's taxonomy places the organism in Eukaryota, Metazoa, Arthropoda, Malacostraca, Decapoda, Portunidae.